Molecule: messenger RNA, 968 nt
Organism: Parathielavia appendiculata
Lineage: Eukaryota; Fungi; Ascomycota; Sordariomycetes; Sordariales; Chaetomiaceae
Product: V-type ATPase D subunit
Exons: 7
Coding region: 43-774 (243 amino acids)
Biological process (GO): vacuolar acidification
Cellular component (GO): fungal-type vacuole membrane; vacuolar proton-transporting V-type ATPase complex
Molecular function (GO): proton-transporting ATPase activity, rotational mechanism
Source: RefSeq, a predicted model, not a curated record
GAUCGGGAAGCCGUCUUCCCUACGCGGCAGUCCUUGGGCAUAAUGAAGGCCAAGCUCAAGGGUGCCGAGACAGGACACAGCUUGCUCAAGAGAAAGAGCGAGGCACUAACCAAGCGUUUCCGAGAAAUAACCCGCCGCAUCGACGAAGCGAAGCGCAAGAUGGGCCGCGUGAUGCAGAUCGCGUCCCUAUCCCUGGCUGAGGUGACAUACGCGGUGGGCGGCAACAUUGGGUACCAGAUCCAGGAGUCGGCCAAGUCGGCGCGCUUCCGCAUCCGUGCCAAGCAGGAGAACGUGUCGGGCGUGCUGCUGCCGGCUUUCGAGAGCUACCUGACCGAGGGCAACAACGACUUCGCCAUGACGGGGCUGGGCAAGGGCGGCCAGCAGGUGCAGCGGUGCCGCGAGACGUACGCCCGCGCGGUCGAGGCGCUGGUUGAGCUGGCGAGUCUGCAGACGGCAUUUGUCAUUCUCGACGAGGUCAUCAAGGUUGUCAAUCGGAGAGUUAAUGCCAUCGAGCAUGUCAUUAUUCCGAGGACGGAGAACACCAUAAAGUAUAUCAACUCAGAAUUGGACGAGAUUGACAGAGAAGAAUUCUACAGGCUCAAGAAGGUUGCGAACAAGAAGAAAUUAGACAACGCCACAGCAGAGGCCGACCGGGAGCAUAGGACUGAGGAAAACGCAGCAAUGGGGGAAGAGAACGAAGCGCCAGCGCAAGAACAAGCCGCUGGGCCAGCUGAUCUUCUAGCUGCUGAGGAGGACGAGGACGUGAUUUUCUGAGGGUUUCAGGAAGCAAGCGGUAGGUGUGUCCCGUGGUCAUGGGAGGAAUCGUUUGUGGAUAUCGUCCAUUUGCCAGGUAUAGGCGCAAUUCGGAGUUGCUUGGGUGCUUGACUGAAUUUGGGUAUCAUAUUCUUCCGUGAAUUUUUGAUUUUGAUGUACCUCGAUCACGCGUCAAUCAACGCCUUACCUAGGAA